Molecule: messenger RNA, 949 nt
Organism: Macrosteles quadrilineatus (aster leafhopper)
Lineage: Eukaryota; Metazoa; Arthropoda; Insecta; Hemiptera; Cicadellidae
Exons: 4
Coding region: 203-874 (223 amino acids)
Biological process (GO): N-glycan processing
Cellular component (GO): glucosidase II complex
Source: RefSeq, a predicted model, not a curated record
AAACCUCAAACAAAAUAUUUGGAAAACAAACAUAUUAACAUCAACAACACCCAAUUCUGAAUUUGCCAAAUUAAAAAUAUACCUCAGUGCUAUAAGCUAUAGGAAAUAACGAAAUCAAUUCCGCCUUAAAACCUGGAGCUCUAAUGUUUAAAUUUUCUGCUGGUGUUUUCUUACUCCAACAUCUUGGGAUUCAUUCGAUGAAAUGGUGGUCUUGGAACAUUGUAUGGGUUACAUCAAACGUCUCAAGCUAAGAACUGUAACAAUUUCUGUGAUCGUUUCAAGUUUGGUACUUAUAACCUAUCAAAUAAUGAUUAGUUAUAAAAUAACUGAUAGCGGUAUUCAAAAUCAGCCCAAAAAUACCCAUAACGUAGCUGAUAGCAGUUUUGAAAAUCAAGCCGAAAAUUCCCGCUUAGAAAAAGAAGAAACUAGAAAAAUAGAAGGAAUAAGUAGUUGGAAAAAGUUUCAUUCUGAUGUUGAGAAUUCAAUCCAUUCAAUACAGAAUAAUUUAACAUUUAAAGGUGUGCUUAAAAAUGAUAAAAAGUAUAUACCCAAUAGCAAUGGAAAAAUUGUCUGCUCUUUGGACUCCAUAGAAAUAGAUGUAUCAAGAGUAAACGAUGAUUAUUGCGACUGUCCUACUGACGGAAUGGAUGAACCUGGAACUAAUGCUUGUCAACAUGGGAAGUUUUUUUGUGAAUACCAAGCUAAAUCCAAACACCAUCUCAAAUCGGUUCCUUCUAGUCGAGUCAAUGAUGGAAUCUGUGAUUGCUGUGAUGGGUCAGACGAAUGGGGAGGCAUGGUGCUUUCUAAUAGGCUCUCUGAUGACAUCCAGAAAUCACUAGGCAGAUUCCAGACCCCAUGUUCAAACCAUUGUUAGAUCUCAAAACUGUGAUGUUACCUUGUAUUUUACAGUAAGUUUUUAUUUUUUAAAUACAGCAGAAAACAAACUGAA